CUGCUGUCUCCUCAGCUGCAGGUUCAGUCCUCUCUGCCCCUGCUUCCUGUCACAUGGGCUGGAAAUAGGAUCCGUGUUUUCUACUAUCUGCUGUGGGCUGUCAGAGUCGCAGUGGCUGCUGUACCUGCCUUUUAAAGUCCGGCUCUUUGAGGGGAACAAAACGCCGGGACUCCUGCACCGACAGGGUUAGACAGCCGACCCGAUCCGUGGAUCCUGCGCAUCAGACCGGUCCACCUGAGAGCCACUUCAGACUCAACUCUCAGCAUGGAUUCCUCCUGGACCGUCACUUCUGCGCUCCUCCUCGCUGCCUUCAUUUCCUCUGCGGCUUUCAGUCCCUUUGACACCGAUUUCAAAUUAGAGGGUCCACCAUCUGGGCUAGUGCAGUGUUAUACGGCCAAUGGAGAGGACUACAGGGGCUUCCAGAACCAGACCAGCCUGCUUGGUGGAAAACCCUGCCUCUUCUGGAAUGAGACUUUCCAGCACCCUUACAACACCCUGAAGUAUCCCAAUGGAGAAGGAGGUCUUGGAAGCCACAACUUCUGCAGGAAUCCCGACGGGGACGUUCAGCCGUGGUGCUACAUCCCCGAUCACGAAGACGGGAUCUACUGGAAGUACUGCGACAUCCCAACAUGCCAGAUGCCAGGAAACUUGGGCUGCUUCAGGGACAGCGGACACCCUCCAACCCUGUCCGGCGCCAGCGAGAUCAACAAUAAACUCACUAUUCAGAACUGCAUCAGCUUCUGUCGGAGGAAAAGAUACAAGCUUGCAGGUAUGGAGUCAGGAUACGCCUGUUUUUGUGGCAACGAGGUGGACAUGCAAGAGCGCGGCGAGUCGUCCAACACGGAGUGCAACCACGUUUGUUUUGGCGAUCACACUCAGCCCUGCGGAGGAGACGGCUGGAUGAUCGUCUUUGACACCCAGGUGGGCGCCUGUGGUGGGAACUACACCUCACCAUCCGGAGUGAUCUACUCCCCCGAUUUCCCUGACAAAUAUGGGGCCAGUCGUGUUUGCUACUGGACCAUCCAGGUUCCCGGUUCCUCCUCCAUCCUCUUCAACUUCACCUUCUUUGACAUCUCGGACCAGACGGACAUGGUGGAGCUCCUGGACGGCUACACCAACCAAGUGGUGGCCCGCUUCGACUGGCGCAGCCCGCCGCGGGAGCUGCUGAACGUCACGGGCGACUUUGUCAUCCUGUACUUCUACUCAGACCGCACCAACCAGGCCCAGGGCUUCGCUCUUCUCUACCAAGCUUUCAGAAGCCAGGACAGCCUAACGGCAGAGGCCGAAGGCGGCGACGAGGACGAAGGAGCCGGAGCCUCCAGCACGGUGGAGCCGCGGCCGGCCAGCGGCGUCACCGAGCGAUCCAACAGCACGUCUAACAGGCGCUCCUCUCAGCUGCUGUACGUGAUCACGUCCAGCCCCGGGAAACCGGAGCACAACAUGCCAGGUCAGUGGGCUGGACGCGGCGAGACCACCGGCCACAACGCUAUGUGGACCAUCUACGCUCUGGCUGCUCUCCUCAUCCUGACGGUGAUAGCCAUGGUGGCGAAGCUGCUGCUGCACGUCUCAGUCAAGUCUCAGAACAUCCCGACCGUCAGCGGCUCCGACAGCUGCAGCCAGAGUACCGUGUCCUCCGAGCCGUGGAUCAUCCUUUACCGACCCUCCACCAUCUCCCUCUUCAAGAAGAAGCUAAAGAACCACCACGGCGACCUCAGCCCUCUGGUGGGCCACUAGCGCUCCCGCUUCGCGCUCCGCCACCACCCAACGCCGCCAUCCACUCCGUUCAAGGGUCAUCAGACGCUGAGGCCCUCAGAACACGAAACUCUAUGAGGCGCUACGCUAACAAGCCAAACGACUGAGUGGCUAAUGACAACUGACUCAGACAGCCUUCGGGUCGAUGAGGCCAGUCAUACCCAUCCGUCUCAGCACCAAAGACAAACGGUCAGACAGGACCGUCAGGGUCCGCAGUGAUAGAGACGAGGGUAAAAGACUGGACGGAGGAAGAACCGUGACUCUAAAACCAACCUAAAGAAGCUUUUAAAAAGCAGGAGACCGUUUUCAUCAUCACCUCAGAAAUCCCUCCAGACUGCAGACUCCUGAGUGGGAACAAAUCCAGCUGGGGGUCCGAGUGACAGCUAACUUCAGUUCAGUAGCAACUGCAGCUUCAUCGUUUAAAAAAAAAAAAGGAUGAAGGACACAUAAGCUGUUUUAACUGCCUCAUAUGAACAUUUCGCAGCCAAAAGCCAGAAUUCCUCCCUUCUGAAGAGUUGGAUAUUUGUUUUUCUUCACUCUUUUGUUUUUUAACAUUAAAAAGUUAUUAUUUUUUUUAGUUGACGGGAAAAGGUUGAGGAAGUGUCCCACCAUUGGUUUUGUUGCAAAAACUAAAAAUAGGAGGGAGAGAGCUACAGGUAAACGUCAAUAAAUAAGAAUAUUAUGGAAAUGGUAUUUAUUUAACCAGGCAAAUCCCUUUGAGAUCUCCUUUUUGCAAGCGAGGCCUGGGCCUGAAGGUAACCUUACGUUGUUGGUCUGUGGGAGGAAACUGGGGAAAAAACACACAAACUUCAGGACCAGUUCUGACCACUGAUCUGUUUUACAUAAUUCAGUGCAGAUUUGUGACACCCAGAUGGAUUUACCAUAUUUCAAGUGUUUCUUUGGUAAUUUGAUGAUUAUGGCUUACAGCGAAUAAAAAGUCUAAAUUUA
Molecule: messenger RNA, 2700 nt
Organism: Austrofundulus limnaeus
Lineage: Eukaryota; Metazoa; Chordata; Actinopteri; Cyprinodontiformes; Rivulidae
Gene: kremen1
Product: kringle containing transmembrane protein 1
Exons: 10
Coding region: 265-1734 (489 amino acids)
Biological process (GO): multicellular organism development
Cellular component (GO): plasma membrane
Source: RefSeq, a predicted model, not a curated record